CAAGGGAACUGGUCUGGUCUAAAAAAAGUGAAAAGUGAUUCUACCAAGUCGACAGGGACAAUUGAGUGGACCAGCAUGGGCUUUUGAGAGCGCCAUCUGCUAGCAAGACGUGCUCUGCCUUGGAAACAUUCCUUGGAACUCUUCGCAGCAUCUCACUCGAGCACUGGACCAGCCCAGACCUCGCAUCGAAGGUUUUGCUACCACUUGAGACGAGAAGUCUGUCUCGCUCUGGAUAUCUCUCUGCAGCUCGAUGCUAGCUUCCCCAGAUAACCAGGCCCUUGCACUGGCCGCUGGUGAGUCUCGGUAUCGAAACAGGCGCUCAAGCUGAAUCGACAAGACUUCCCAGACUGAUGUGCCAACAACGAGCAAGAUUCUCCAAAAUGACCUGGACUGCAGAUCCGUAUCAAGGACAGACCUUUCACUCCACCCCAACCUCACCUCACCUCAAAGACCGACGUCACCGCUAUACACCAGACGCCAGCGGUCCAAACCCGAGCCGCUCCUCACCACCCUUCCAGUAUACUCUAUUUUCCAAACACCAUCUCCCAACUUUGUUCAGAACGCCAUCGAUCCUGAUCCGAGAUCCGCGAGCACUCAAUCCGAAGCAGAAGCGCAGUUCCGAAUCAAAAUCGCCAUCGAACAAGCCUCCCCUCGUGCCGGAACCCUUUCACCCUUUCCCACUCACUCUACCCCAUGUUUCCAAACGCCACUCCCCGUCAUAUCCCGUCCUAUAACGCUGUCAGCCAGCUGGAUCCGGGUGCA
Messenger RNA from Hyaloscypha bicolor E, 762 nucleotides. RefSeq lists its product as uncharacterized. NCBI's taxonomy places the organism in Eukaryota, Fungi, Ascomycota, Leotiomycetes, Helotiales, Hyaloscyphaceae. Bases 381 to 734 code for a protein of 117 amino acids. The transcript has 2 exons. The record is from RefSeq and is a predicted model, not a curated record.